This is a messenger RNA of Fusarium odoratissimum NRRL 54006, 2146 nucleotides long. RefSeq lists its product as uncharacterized. The coding region runs from base 279 to 1100 and encodes 273 amino acids. The record is from RefSeq and is a predicted model, not a curated record. The transcript is spliced from 2 exons. Lineage: Eukaryota; Fungi; Ascomycota; Sordariomycetes; Hypocreales; Nectriaceae.
CAACGCUAUCUCCGUAACGAAUCAGAGCCCAUCAUCAAAGAUUCGAUCCAACUAGUCAACCUUCCAAACAGUUCAGAAGCAGUGAGAAAACAUCAAUUGUAAGCAAUAAACAGCCCAAGGUCUACGUAGUCUUUAUCUCUGCAGCUCAGUGAUAAACCUCUCCUUCUUUUUUUCCCCUCUCGGAGUUUACAAUCCCUCGUCAGCCAGGUACAUAAAGGACAAUCGCCUAGGACGGAGAGGGUCCGGUCCAGUCUCGCACUCUUCACGUAAGAAUCCCGAUGGCAGAGCUUACUCAACCGCCGGCUCCGAAACGUCUCGGCCAACUGCCCCAGUUAACGGAGCUCAAAGACCCAGACGAUGAUUGGACGGGGAUCACUGAGGCGAGGGAUAGACGGAGACGGCAGAACCGUCUGAACCAGAGAGCUUAUCGCAAACGGAAGGCCCGGAAUGAGGAAUAUGCAAAUGUCACCCCCGAAGAAGUUCACACGAAUGGACUCCUCAUAUUCACCACUGCCAGAGAACGUGCUGUUGCAUAUGCAUUCAUGCAGCUGGUGCACAUGCAACAUAGUCUAAAGAACCAUCGUCCGGCACUUCUACCUUCACUCAUCCGCCUCAACGCCGUUAAUGCCGUGUCCAGCAAUGCAGUUCACAUCGGUAUCCCGCUACAAGGAUUAUGCUGUGACGAUGUGAUAUCGCCCUGGAACGCCCUAGGUCCCUCGUCCGCAGAUGGUACCUUGGUGAAAUCCGCAUGUCCCGAAUCGCUACGUCCUACAAGGUUACAAAUCGAGAUUGAGCAUCAUCCCUGGGUCGAUUUACUACCAUUCCCUCAAUUGAGAGAUAACAUGCUCAAGGGAUACACCAGCGGUGUAUUUGAUGAAGAUGAGUUGUGUAUUGACAUACUGGGACUCAUGAGUAGUCAAGGAUUGGAUGAUGCUUACUUGAUUGUCUGGGGAGAGGCACACGAUGGGAGUAGUUGGGAGGUUAGUGUGGGAUUUCUGAGGAAAUGGGGAUGGUUGCUGAAGGGUUGUCCUGAGUUGGUUGAAUCAACAAAUCGAUGGCGGCAACAAAGAGGAGAAGCGAAACUAAAUAUUCAGGUCUGAUAAAUCAACAAAGCGAUACGAAAACUAAUUGCGAGAAAAUACAAACGAAGCUUUACGAACGAAUGUGAAGAAGGAUAAAAACAGAACGAACGCGAGACAGAGCAAAAGCCAGCAACGACCAUCAACGCCUCUGUCAAUUUAACGAAAAACAACAAAUCUUCAUACACGCUCAUCACUUGGAAUCGAGAAAAGGAUCAUGCGAUGGCCUUCCACUGCAAUAAUCGAGGAUUCCCCAAUUCCCAUGACAGGUCAAAUACCCAUCAACAGCGCCAACAGCAACAUCUAUCACACCAGUUAGCAACAAACCACCAGACCCAGAAGGGAAAACAUACUCAAAUCGAUACUCGUUCGAUGAACUCGGUUCCCGAAAUCAUUCUUGCCCUUCUUCAAACCACUCCAACAGCCGCAGUUGAAGUUACUGCCAGUCAACUUACACGCCGUACACGACCCGUGAAAAUUCCCACUACACAGCAUCAUUAGUACCACUCCUAACACAACAUUCACAGUAACGAUACUUACUUUGAUCCACGAUAUAGCUCUCCCUCCGAGUUAAGCAAACACUUACUCAGCGCCAACCACGUACAGAGAUACUUUCCAUUCUUAUCAGGACAUUUCGCUACAAGCCACGGUGAAGACUUAUAGCCGUGGAAGCUGUUCUUGCGGGGAUGCGUGUCAUCUGCUUUGGCGAGGUAGAAGCGUACGUAUUUGCAUUUGUCGUAGAAACCGCCUGAUAUGAAGCGUGGUGCGACGCGGGAGGGAUGUUGCGUGAGGUUGGUUGUGUUGAGGGAGGAGGAAGGAGAGGUAGCGAUUGCGCUGAGGAUGAGGGUUAGAAGGAGGAGGGGUGGAAACAUUUUGAUAGUAGUUUGUAAUAGUUUUGAUAAUUUGGUUUGAUCUUUGAUCCAUGGGUUGGGAACGGGAUUGGUGGUUAUAGGGCUCUAUAUCCUAUAUCUGUUUCGUGGCCUCGAGAAUGGAUAUCCGAGACUUCCAUGGUCAUGCCAAUGGGUAUUUUCACAAUAACGAGCACAUUCGUAUCAAUUCUUUGACCA